UGUGAAACGAAACCUGAGGAGGCCCAUGUCCAGAACAAGAAGACCUUCAACACCAUAUCUGAGAACAGUGUUCUGGGCAGACAGACUGGGACCAAACCCACCAAAUGUGGUGGGCAAGGAAGGGAAGCCGUCCUGGUCAAGCCCAGGUACAAACAAAGGAUUGAUUACCGAAAAUGGAGGUCCACUGCUGAGGUUUCUCGUGAAGAAGCAAUGAAACGCUUUAGAAGGCGCAACAGGAAGGAGGUGCUCUGCCGUGUGCCUGGAGUGUACAUGCAGAACAAUGGUGUUUGUGCUCUCCGAGGAAGUGAUUCAGAAUAUUCUGCUGAGUGUGAAUCUUUGUUCCACUCCACUGUGGCAGACACUAGUGAGGAUGAGCAGAGCAAUUACACCACCAAUUGUUUUGGAGAUAGUGAGUCUAGUUUGAGUGAAGUAGAUUUUGUAGGAGAAACUACCUCAUCCAGUGACUCCGAUGAGAGUGGUGCACUAGUCUGGCCGCAGUUUGCCCAGUCUCAACCUGCACAACCAUCUACUGCUGAGUUAAAGAAGUCUCCACCAAAGGCCUUUGUCAAAAUCAAAGCAUCACACAAUCUAAAGAAAAAGAUUCUACGUUUCAGAUCAGGUUCACUAAAACUAAUGACAACUGUAUAA
Pristis pectinata (smalltooth sawfish) is the source of this 648-nucleotide messenger RNA. RefSeq names its product dapper 1-B-like. The annotation marks the transcript as partial. Gene Ontology annotation, biological process: negative regulation of canonical Wnt signaling pathway; negative regulation of JNK cascade; regulation of Wnt signaling pathway, planar cell polarity pathway. Lineage: Eukaryota; Metazoa; Chordata; Chondrichthyes; Rhinopristiformes; Pristidae. Gene Ontology annotation, cellular component: cytoplasm. The record is from RefSeq and is a predicted model, not a curated record. The transcript has a single exon.